CCUGAUUCCCCCUGCCAACUUUCUUUCCCUCUUCAGCCAGCUUAAAGUCCACUGCGACUCGGUCCAAACUUUCUCCGCUUGCUUCUCGCGUUUUCCUUCUCCAAUUCGGUCUCUCCCCGCCUCCGCCGCCAGCUCACUUCAUCAGGUUUGCAAUCGGUGGUUUGGAUCAUUGGGCGUGGAGAGUUGUUUUACCCUAAUUUGCAUCUGAUUCUAGUGGCCUGAUAUGAAGGACCUCUCUCACAUGCUACCUGCAAGUAGAAAUCGUAGUCAGCCCAGGGCGAAUAGACCUUUGCCCCUAUCAGGCAUGGACUACUCAGAAUCACAUCGCAAGCCUCAGGUUCUUGGAAAACUUGUUAUAGCAGUCAUUAUUACAGCCGUAUGCAUACUGAUUCUAAAGCAAUCCCCAAGCUUUAGUGGCCCCAGCAAGUUUUCUCGUCAUGAGCCUGGAGUGACUCAUGUCUUAGUGACUGGAGGUGCUGGGUAUAUUGGCUCACAUGCUGCACUUCGACUCCUGAAAGACAAUUAUAGGGUCACCAUAGUGGAUAACCUUUCCAGAGGAAAUCUUGGAGCAAUUAGAAUUCUUCAACAGCUAUUUCCAGAACCUGGAAGACUUCAAUUCAUUUAUGCUGAUCUAGGAGAUGCCGUAGUUGUCAACAAAAUUUUCGCAAAAAAUGCAUUUGAUGCUGUUAUGCACUUUGCUGCGGUUGCUUAUGUGGGAGAAAGCACACUAGAACCUCUUAGGUACUAUCAUAAUAUCACAUCGAAUACUUUGGUGAUUCUAGAAGCCAUGGCAGCGCAUGGUGUGAAAACUCUUAUUUACUCGAGUACAUGUGCAACUUAUGGAGAACCAGAAAAAAUGCCGAUUACAGAAGUAACUCCUCAGCAUCCUAUCAACCCAUAUGGGAAGGCCAAAAAGAUGGCGGAGGAUAUCAUUUUGGAUUUCUCAAAGGGAUCAGACAUGGCAGUCAUGAUCUUAAGAUAUUUCAAUGUAAUUGGAUCAGAUCCAGAAGGAAGAUUAGGUGAAGCUCCGAGACCCGAGUUACGGGAGCACGGGCGUAUAUCUGGUGCUUGCUUUGAUGCAGCAUUGGGUAUCAUACCUGGUCUGAAGGUUAAGGGAACAGACUAUCCUACAAGUGAUGGAACUUGUAUUAGAGAUUAUAUCGACGUUACUGAUCUUGUCGAUGCUCAUGUGAAAUCCCUCGACAAGGCGAGGCCUAGCAAAGUCGGCAUAUAUAAUGUCGGUACCGGAAAAGGCAGGUCCGUCAAGGAAUUCGUCGAGGCCUGCAAAAAGGCAACCGGAGUGAGCAUCAGAGUGGACUACCUCGAGCGCAGACCCGGUGACUAUGCUGAAGUUUACAGCGACCCAUCGAAAAUCAACCGCGAGCUCAACUGGAGUGCCCGUCGCACUGAUCUUCAGGAGAGUCUUUCGAUCGCUUGGAGAUGGCAGAAGUCGCAUCUGAAUGGCUACGAGUCAGCUUCAGUUGUGGCGCUUUGAUCAGUCUGUUUCAAUCUCGUGCAUUCAUUUGUACAAAUAUGAACUUCGUAAGUCAUUUGCAAAAUCAAACUUGCUCGAUUUAAGGUGGGGGAUUAAAUUUUCGGUGACGAUAGGAAGAAUGAAAAAUGGUGUGCCUGUACCAGAUGUAGAUCACAGCUGAUGGUAGUAGAAUUCAUUUUAUCAUCUCAUUUCGGCA
Molecule: messenger RNA, 1691 nt
Organism: Zingiber officinale
Lineage: Eukaryota; Viridiplantae; Streptophyta; Magnoliopsida; Zingiberales; Zingiberaceae
Product: probable UDP-arabinose 4-epimerase 2
Exons: 11
Coding region: 224-1495 (423 amino acids)
Biological process (GO): beta-D-galactose catabolic process via UDP-galactose, Leloir pathway
Cellular component (GO): cytosol
Molecular function (GO): UDP-glucose 4-epimerase activity
Source: RefSeq, a predicted model, not a curated record